This is a messenger RNA of Coregonus sp. 'balchen', 23233 nucleotides long. The record is from the annotation of a GenBank genome assembly. NCBI's taxonomy places the organism in Eukaryota, Metazoa, Chordata, Actinopteri, Salmoniformes, Salmonidae.
AUGUACGCUACGUAAGUAUUUAUUUUAACGUUUGCGGAAUUAUAAUAACAUCCAGCGAGGUGAUGGAUAAAUAGUGCAAGCAGCUUAUUUGUGAAAUCUCACAUUAAACGUAACGCUUUCUAUCAAUAAUCAUAAGCUUGCAACAUACGUGGGACAUGGAGGACGAUGCACCUGUGAUAUACGGCCUCGAAUUUCAGGUACAGUUCCACGUCGGAGAUAUGCAUGCAUUAACGUUAGUUGGAUACUGUAUAGCUAUGUCAGACAACCUCGUCCUGCCCCAGUAUCUGUGCGUUAGAGAUGUCGACGAGGAGUAUGACUUUUCGACAUCUCUAAUGCACAGAUACUGAGGCAACCUCGUCCUAGCAAUGCAACUCCAAUGUGGACAAAUAUUCAUCUGAGCUCUCUUCAAUGUACGUCAACAUUGUUGGUUUGCAAUUUCAUCAUGCUUGAGCGAUACAUUCGUCACGUAAAGCCCUGUAUUAGCAUAUACAUACAUACAUGGGUAUAGUCAACAUUAGUUACAGUGUUACAAUGUACCAACUGUAUCUUGUUUUGCAGGCUCGUGCACUUACUUCCCAGACAGCUGAAUCAGAUGCCAUUCGCUUUCUUGUGGGCACCCAGUCCCUCAAAUUUGACAAUCAGGUGAGUCAAACGACUACACUUACCAAGAGUAGUACACCUUAGGGCUGUAUAUAGUCUAUGCAUUGGAAGAGCAUCUAGGAAGGGUAUUGUACAAAGUCAUGUGUUUGUUCUUCUAACGUGGGGCCCACUUUUGGAUGUAAUCUAAAGUUGUACUAAAAACGUACUAUACAUUUUUGAUGGAAACAACAUCACUUGAUCAUUUCUCUGAUCUAGCUCUUUGGCUGCCUGUUUCAGCCCAUCGAGGCCUCUAAUAUUCCCAAUGCGGUAUUCCAGCCAAGAUUGGCCCAAGUGUUGAGAUGGGACUUGGGACCCUCUGAUACCUCAGAACUAGUUCCUCCUGGGUUGCAUCAAGACUGGGUUGUAAUGCAACAUCUUAUUGCCUGUGCCAUGACUGUCCAUGCCACGCUCUGUUUAUUUAGUGGUACUUUCAGUUAAGUUGGUUUCCUCAAGCCUUGUCCAGCAGCCGUGUGCCUUUGAGAAUUGUAGGCCUAGUAAACAAGCCUAGGAUCAUGCUAGCCAAAUGGGCCUGUGUGGACCAGGUAGUGCUGUGAGGACAGGCUUAGCCUUGGCCUCUGGCACUGGUAAUUGGGCUGACUCCAACCCAUCCUGAUGUGUGUGUGUGUCUUUCCUAGGUCAUCGUGCAGACCAGAACAGAAACAGUUGGCCAUAAACGGUGUGGGAGGUGGGGGGGAUAAUUAGUGAUUUCAGGGAGGGAGAGAGGAGAGACUGAUGUCUGUGUUGAAAUGGUUUUGGCAUCCUUUGGUGAGAAAAUGGUCUAUGCUUUUUUUUUAUUCUGGCUUUGGCUGUUUACAAGUCUAUGGGUGUUAAAAUAUGUUGCUGGAGCCCAUUCUGAACCUAUCCCUGUGGUUGGACAGGCAGACAGUGCUUAUGUUUGACUCACCCACGUCAUGUUUUUGAGAGGAAAAUACUUAUAAUUAUCGUACUGCUGUGAUGCCUGCACCAAGCACUGAAAGGUGAUGUUGAGAAUUGAAAAACAGAAUUUUGGGUGUUUUGUACCAGCAUUUCUGAAUGCACUGCAGUCACAACAAAGGGAGCAAUAAUUUCAUCCCAUCAUUAUCACAAUGCUAUUUCACUUAUGAUUAUUGGCUGUUCCAGAAAGUGGACUCUUCCUUGAAGAUGGCUUCAGUCCCACCCCCAGGCAUUGGUCACAUAGAGACCCCACCUGAUUGUCUCUGGCCUCAGGCCCUUAUCCAGUAGCUUGGACGUGUCACUAAGCCUCCUGGCUUCUUAUCCUUUCAGUCUCUCUAAUGUUGGCUUCAGGAAUCUAAUUUAUACCCUCCCUUCCUCUCACCUUAAGUGCCACUCCAGCCCUGAGAGGGCAGGGUAAUAUGAAUGGCAGAUCGUUGGGGCUCCUCCAGUGUGUGUGGCAUUAAAGCAUCUCAGCCCUGCCACUUCUGCCAGCUCCCUACUCCCCUGUCCCGCUUACUGUCAUCCGCACCACUAAAGAGCUUUAACUAAAGGCCCAAAAGUGGAGGCUCCUUUUCAUCCCCUCUUCUUUUUCUGCAACAUAAAUACAACGGGCUGGGAAGGAAGCCCAAUGGGUCUGAGAGAGGGAUGGAGGGAUAAGGCCUCCUGUAGCUCAGUUGGUAGAGCAUGGCGCUUGCAACGCCAGGGUUGUGGGUUCGAUUCCCACGGGGGGCCAGUAUGAAAAAUGUAUGCACUCACUAACUGUAAGUCGCUCUGGAUAAGAGCGUCUGCUAAAUGACUAAAAUGUAAAAUGUAAUAAGUCACUCUGCGGGCUCCGGCUGGGGAAUAACGCAGGAUAAAUCACCCAUGGGACUUCUCCUCCAACCUGGGUUCAUUCAGGGGCCCUAUUACCGGUCCUCCUCUUCCCUCAAAUGACCCUAUCCCACCAGCACCGGAAUUUAUUUGUAUGUCUCCCCUCCAUAAAAGUAUAACUUUGCGUAAUAAUCUUUGCUCGAUGUGGUCCAGCCCAAGGUUAAUGGCAGCAUGUGUGACUUUGAGGCAGCUGAAGGACGCUGUAUUCUGCUGCUCCGAUGCUCUGCUCCUCUCCUCCCAGCCUGUAAAAAGUGAACAGGGUAGAGGAGUGCCUGGAGUUAUUGUCCAGUGCAACCAGAUUAAUGGCCCCCACGGUGCAGUGAGACUCAGCCUUAUUAGAAUGACGGGUAUUAUUAACCACAUCAAACCUCUUGAUUGUCGCUGCUUUACCACCUAAGUCAAAUAUCUAUAAAAUAGAUUUCCAUAAUGGUCAAUUCAAAUAGGCCUAAGUCAAAUCAUGAGAAGUUCCAACGUCCCGCACACUGCUUGCUUGCAAAUAUUAGACCAAAGUUUGCUAUUGUAGUGCCAACUCUUUGGUCUGCUGACCUUGAUGAUGAUAGCAAGAUAACUUCAUGGUUGUUAGACAAACUGCAAUCAAUUAAACAGGAAGCUUUGGCUCCACAACACCUCUCAACCAUUGUCCAAUAUCUACCAUAUCUGGGUUUCAAUGCUUUAAACCAGGGGUGUCAAACUCAUUCCACGGAGGGCAGAGUGUCUGCGGGUUUAUGGUGUUUCCUUUAAAUGAAGACCUAGACAAACAGGUGAGGGAAGUUCCUUACUAAUUAAUGACAAUAAUUCAUCAAUCAAGUACAAGAGUGGAGCGAAAACCUGCAGACACUCAGCCCUCCAUAGAAUGAGUUUGACACGUGAUUUAAACUGUCCUUGUAGCCUGUCACACUAAAAGGCCUACUUUGGAGAAAAAGGAUGCCACAUGACCAUCAAAUUGUAUUGGUCACAUGCACCAAAUACAACAGGUGUAAACUUGACCUUGAAAUGCUUACUUAGGAGCCCAUUCCAAACAAUGCAGAGUUAAAAAGUAAGAGACGUAUUUGCUACAUAACAAAAAUAUAAACGCAACACGCAACAGAUUUUACUGAGUUACUGUUCAUAUAAGGAAAACAGCCAAUUUAAAUGAAUUCAUUAGGCCCUAAUCUAUGGAUUUCACAUGACUGGGAGUACAGAUAUGCAUCUGUUGGUCACAGAUACCUUUUUAAAAAAGGUAGGGGUGUGGAUCAGAAAACCAGUUAGUAUCCAUUUGCCUCAUGCAGCGCAACACAUCUCCUUUACGUAGAGUUGAUCAGGCUGCUGAUUGUGGCCUGUGGAAUGUUGUCACACUCCUCUUCAAUGGCUGUGCGAAGUUGCUGGAUAUUGGCGCGAACUGGAACACAAUGUCGAUCCAGAGCAUCCCAAACAUCCUCAAUGGGUGACGUGUGGUGAGUAUGCAGACCAUGGAAUAACUGGGACAUUUUCAGCUUCCAAGGAAUUGUGUACAGAUCCUUGCGACAUGGGGCCAUGCAUUAUCAUGCUGAAACAUGAGGUGAUGGCGGCAAAUGAAUGGCACGACAAUGGGACUCAGGAUCUCGUCACGGUAUCUCUGUGCAAUGAAAUUGCCAUCAAUAAAAUGCCAUUGUGUUCGUUGUUUGUAGCGUAUGCCUGCCCAUACCAUAACCCCACUGCCACCAUGGGGCUCUCUGUUCACAACGUUGACAUCAGCCAAACGCUCGUCCACACGACGCCAUACUGCCAUCUGUCGGGUACAGUUGAAACCGGGAUUCAUCUGUGAAGAGCCCACUUCCAGUGUGCCAGUGGCCAUCGAAGGUGAGGAUUUGGCUACUGAAGUCGGUUACGACGCCGAACUGCAUUCAGGUCAAGACCCUUUGUGCAGAGAUUCUUCGGUUGUGCAAACCCACAGUUUCAUCAACUGUCCAGGUGGCUGGUCUCAGACAAUCCCGCAGGUGAAGAAGCCGGAUGUGGAGGUCCUGGACUGGCGUGGUUACGCGUGGUCUGCGGUUUUGAGGCCGGUUGGACGUACUGCCAAAUUCUCUAAAACAAUGUUGUAGGCAGCUUAUGGUAGAGAAAUAACAUUAAAUUCUCUGGCAACAGCUCUGGUGGACAUUCCUGCAGUCAGCAUGCCAAUUGCACGCUCCCUCAAAACUUGAGACAUCUGUGGCAUUGUGGUGUGUGACAAAACUGCACAUUUUAGAGUGGCCUUUUAGUGUCCCCAGUACAAGGUGCACCUGUGUAAUGAUCAUGCUGUUUAAUCAGCUUCUUGAUAUGCCACACCUGCCAGGUGGAUGGAUUAUCUUGGCAAAGGAGAUAUGCUCACUAACGGGGAUGUUAACACAUGUGUGCACAACAUUUGAGAGAAAUAAGCUUUUUGUGCGUAUGGAACAUUUCUGUGAUCUUUUAUUUCAGCUCAUAAGACAUGCCAUCAACACUUUACAUGUUGCAUUUAUAUUUUUGUUCAGUAUAAAUAAAAGAAGGAAAUAGUAACCCAAUAAAAUAACAGAAAAUAAUAACAUCACUACUGUUUUCAUGUUUUACUGAUUUCACAGAGAGUGACCCCUGCCUGCUCUGGUGUUCCACAUUACUUAUCAUUAUGCUGUGAAGGGUGCAAACUAGAUUUGAUCGAUUUUCCUCUAUUGGACCUUUCUUUCUGCCGUCUAAGACAUGUAACGCUCUCUGUAACUCCUCUGAAUCUGACCCAAGUUCUGAAGGAGUGUUUAAUCGCUGCUUUUCAGGGGAUCUCAAGACAAAAAAAACGCAUUGGGUGUGUGAAGUUAAUAAAUCUAAAGUGAUGUCUGCAUUUAAGAUUGCGUUUACUGUCAUAUUAAAGACGGAACCUUUUUGUGUGAGGGGUGCUUUGAACUGCUGAGGGUUAGGGUGACUGGUGAAAGAUGAGGGGAGGAGGCGCUCCUCUGUCUGUUCUCACUACAACCUCAUCCUCACUGCUCUCCCCUCUCUCGCUCUCCUCUCUCCCUCCCUCACUCUCUCUCUCUCCUCCCGCCUCUCUUCCUCUCUCCUUUCCACAGAUCCACAUCAUUGACUUUGAUGAUGAGAAUAACAUCAUUAGUAAGAGCGUCCUGCAGCACCAGGCAGGGGAGAUAUGGCACAUCAGUGCCAGUCCUGCAGAUAAAGCCGUGCUGACGACCUGCUACAACAAAAGUGAGGCUCCCGCCGGCGCUCCCCUCGCGUCUUUCUUUUCUUCUCCUCUCUCUCUGUCUGCCUCUCUUGCUUUUUAUCUCUCCUUUUUCGGUCUCUAGAUCCUGUCUUUAUUUUACUAGUCUCUCUCUCACAACUAGGGGCCAGCGUUUUUCCUUGUCAAGUCGUGUGUUCAGGAAAAUCUCAUGGCCCCAUAAGGUAUAGCAACUGCAUUCUGUCUUGAACUGAAAUGAUGUUAUUUAAGGUAACCAUCUAGGCAAGGCAGUGAGAACCCUGUUAGCCAGCCACGUCUACCCCUGACCACUCACACCACAUACAAUCCUAGACUCACCAUGCUCCCACCCUGCCAUUUCACGCUAGCAAUUAUGCUAAAGUAACACGUCACAUUUCUCUCACACUUCUGCCAACAGUUGCCUCGAGAAAUUACAAAUGUAAACAAACAUGAAGAGACAAUUUUAAUAUAAUAUAACGAUUUGGACGAGAAAGAGUGGGGGGAAAAAAGUAAUUACAUUUCUGAGUUUAUUAGAUGGAUGCCUUUGGCCUUGGUGGGGUUAGUGACAGUAUGAAUCAGCUCUGGAUGUAGGCUACUGUAGUUGUGAAGAGAGAAACGGGGAGAGAGGCAUUGAAAACAAGGCCACGGCACUCUCACGCUCCUCUCUUUGCGCCAGCCCUAUUGUGGCGGAGGGAUGAGAUACACGAUAUGUCAGAGUGCAGUUCAAAAGAGAAAUGUAAAUACCAUGACAUCCAAUCUAAUGGAGCAGCCCCAGUCAAAAAGAAGUGAAGAUCAUAUGCCCUCACUUUACCCACAGUCUCUCUCUCUACUGGUGCUGCUGAGGCAAAUUCCUUCCUAUCCACUGUCUGAUCUGGGGAGAUAGGCUGUCUCUCUCGUGAUAGUAGUGUUGUGGGGAUGGUGUUGUGGUGGGGAUGGUGGUGUGGUGGGGAUGGUGGUGUGGUGGGGGUGUGAAUGUGGCAUAGCUUCACAGGGAUAGACGGCCAUGACAGAGUGAGAGACUGGGAGAGCAGGGAGGCGUGAAGGCCAGGUUAGGCCUUUAGGGGCAGCCGACCCCAGAGGGAGAGGCCCACAGUUAGUCUCUCACUCUGUCUCUCAUUCUGUCUCUGUUUCUGUCUCGCUCUCUUUCUUUAUAUCUCCUCUCUCUCUCUCGCUCUCUUUCUCAUUCUUCUUCCCUCUCUCUGCCUCUCUUGUCAGCUGGGCCCUGCAUACUUCAGCUCACAUGAUGACAGCUGCUGCUGUUGGAAGGGGUUAGAACCAAGAGACCAGACCAUCCCACUGUAGACACAAAUGCAUGUCACACAUGGAACUUAUCUUUAUAAAUAAUUUUUAUUUUUCUGUCACUUGACUUGCUCUAACUAUCUACUCACUAUCAGCUCGCUGUACAUUUCAGGACACUCAAGAAAGGGAUUUGAUUUCAAGCCAUCACCUACAGUGAUUUUGCUGUACCAGGUUUGUGAGACCCUUAAAACAGGUCCCUAAGGGGGUCCUAUAGACCUGGUCCUGCUGGAACCCUGUAUGUGCUGUCUUUUAUUCACACCCAUGUCCUGAGUGAGUUCCCAGUUGCCCCACCCUCUUCUGGUGUGUAACUCUGCCUGUUUCUCCUGGCCCCUCCAGCCAGUGAGAGUCGUGUGGUGACGUGUGGGGCUGUUUGGAGGAUGCCCCCAGAGUGGGAGUCAGGGAGCCAUGAGUCCCCAGAUGACCCCCACAACUCCCACAACCCCCAGAACCUGGAACUCCUCUGUCACCUUGACAACAGCGCCCAUGGCAAUGCCUCCUGGUAGGUUUCUCUCAGACUGUAACCUAAAGCUACAAUACUGUGUACAACACAACAGUCAUAUCAAUUCAACCCUCAAACUAUAGGGUUUCCACAACCCCCUGUUUCAAUUAUUUUCUCUGCUCUUUUCACCUUUGUGUUAUUUUCCCCUCUAUUUCCCCUCGUUCUAUGUUCCUCUAUCUCCUCUCCUGUCCUUCUCUCUCUCUAUCUUUCUCCGUUUGACUAUCUGUUUGUUUUUCAAAAAUCGAUUGCCCUGCUUUUCACCAUUUACACCACUAUACUGCUUCUCUUCCUCUCUCUUUAUCUCUCUCUUUCUAUCUCUCAUUCUCCCUCUUCAUCUCUUUAUCACCCUCUGUCACUUGCCCCGUCUCUCUCUCUCCCUCCCAUACAGAAGGGCAUCCUGGUCUAUACUUUACUUUACUAUACUAUCCAGCAAGCCAAAAUUGUUUCUGUGAAAGUUCCCAGAACAUUUGUUAGGUUGUGGCAAAUGGUCUCAUAAUACAAAAACUGUCCAGUCGAGGUGAUUAUAGAAUGUUUGUAUAAAACAUUUGCCUGAUGUUGCAAGAACGUUCCUAGAACACAUUUAAUCUGUUCUUUAAAGAUUCCUAGAAUGUUUAAUUAGGUUGUGGGGACAUGACAAGGGAUAUGUUCCCAAAACAAAACAACUGUCCAGUUGUGCUGACAUUUAGAUAAUGUUUGUAUCAGGGUGCACCAAGUGUUGCUUUGAUGUUGCAAGAAUGUUGACAGAACAGCCUUUCUGAAUUAUUUUAAAGUUCCCAGAACAUGUAAUUAGAUUGUGGGAACAGUGUGGGUACAUAACAAGAGCUAGGUUCCUCUAAAUGCCCGGCUAUGAAAAGCCAAGUGACAUUUACUCCUGAUGUACUGACCUGUUGCAACCUCUACAACCACUGUGAUUAUUAUUUGACCCUGCUGGUCAUCUAUGAACGUUUGAACAUCUUGGAGAAAAAUCUGGCCUUGUACUGUUAUAAUCUCCACCCUGCACAGCCAGAAGGGGACUGGCCACCCCUCAGAUCCUGGUUCCUCUCUAGGUUUCUUCCUUUCUUGGGAGUUUUUCCUAGCCACUGUGUUUCUACAUCUGCAUUGCUUGCUGUUUGGGUUUUAGACUGGGUUUCUGUAUAGCACUUUGUGAUAUCUGCUGAUGUAAAAAGGGCUUUAUAAAUAACAUUUGAUUUGAUUGGUUCCCAAAACACAAAAUAUGCUCAGUUCUGAUGACAUUCAUACAAUGUUUAAGUUUGGUUGCACAGGACAUUCCCUUCAUCACAUGUGUUGAAAGUCGUAUAAAAUGUGAUUUUAGUUGGAUAGGGCUUCCUUUAAAUAACUUGUAUUGUUGUGUAUUCAUAUGCUUCUCAGAACCUUCAAACUAAGAACCUUCAAACUAAAUAAGAAAACAAUUUGACCUUUUCUCAAUUUCUAAAUCACAUUUCAUAAGACAUUUAACACGUGAUGAAGAAAGAAGUAAGCAGCAUGGGUGGGUGAAGUGAUGGUGAAUAACCCAGUUGCCAGUAUUUCCCUCGGUUAGCCAUGUCUAAGAAGGCUAAAAAGCAUGGAAUUCCUGAUUGACCAUACUGCCAGGGCUAUACUGAAAAAUAAACAAAUGUAAGAGAGCUUCCCUGGUGGAUAAAAGACCUGGCUUGGAAACCAAACAUUGCAGGUUCAAACCCCACAUGUUCAGAUUGUCAACAUAUGAAGUGUAAAAAAUAUGGUUGUAUUUUGUAUGAUUAAAUGCUGUUCAAAUGUCCUAUGAAUGAAAUUAAAAUGCCUUGUGUCUCUGUAUCACCUACAAUACAAUCGUCAAAUGAGAAUUGCCAUUAAAUCUAGAGAGACACAUAAUGGGGAUGUAUUCCAGUAUGCUUUCUUAAGCUUUCAUUUGCAUGCUGAGAGUGUUGUGGUAAUAUUAGGUCAAGCUUAUAUAUAACAUUUUAUAAAUGUUCUUGAAAUGUUCUGAGGACUUCCAAGAUGAGGUCAAAUGUAUAUUGCGUAAACAUCAAUGGAAUAUUAUGUUAAACCUAAAACAAAUAUGCUAUGACCUUCAUAAAAACAGACUUAUUUCAUUCUUACAACAUUAAGGAAAUGUCCUGUGCAAUUUCCUGUGCAGCCUAACUUAAACAUUGUAUGAAUGUCAUCACAACUGAGCAUAUUUUGUGUUUUGGGAACAUAUCUCUAGUCAUGUCCCCACAAUGUUACCAUAACCUAAGGAAACAUUCUGGAAACCUUUAAAAAACAGACAAAAUGUGUUCUGGGAACAUUCUUGUAACAUCAGGUAAAUGUUUUUUGCACCCUAAAAUAAACAUUGUAGAAUAAUCCACACAACUGGACAGUUUUUGUGUUUUGAUAACAUAUAUUUUGUGAUAUCCCCACAAUGUUCCCACCAGACUGUUCCCACAACCUAAUGAAAUAUUCUGGGAACCUUUUAAAGAACAGAUUAAAUGUCUUAUAGGAACAGGCAAAUGUUUUAUACAAACAUUCUAAAAUCAUAACCAUGAGUGGAGAGUUAUUUUGCUGCGAUCGAACAAAUGUUCUGGGAACUUUCACAGAACCAAUUUUGGUUUGCAGGGAAAACGUUACUGGUACAUUGUGUUAUUAAAUUACCUGGAAACCUAAAGAGAACUUUAGGAAACCUAACUAGAACAUAAUGGGAAUCUUCGUUAAUGUUCUGGGAAUGUUCCCUGUUUGCUGGGUAUGCUGUGCUGUGCUGUGCAAGGUAUUGACUGACCUAUGUAUCCCAGGGCUCAGCCACUGCUCAGGCCUUUUUCUUAUAGUUGCAUACACUACAUUCACCAUCAUUUAUUGUGCAGGAAAAUAAAGUCAAUGCUCAUCCCUUUUUAGACUUCAGUAGCUGCCUCAUCCCUUUGGAAGAAAGAGUGCAUUUUAGCAUUCCAAAUUAAAUUCCCUUUUCCAUUUUGAGUCUUCCCUGAGCAGUAUUUUCUUAUUUUAGAGAGUGCAAUUUACUAUGUGCGUGUGUGUAAUAGCCUUCUGUUAGUGAAGCUCCAAGGGUGGGUGAGGUGUGGCUCUGAGGUGGAGAUGUAUGGUUCUGGUGUCUGCCCCUCUGACUCCUCCAGAGCUGCAACAUUCUGAAUGGCAUGUAUCUGUUUCUAUAUCUAUAUCUGUAUCUGUUUCUAUAUCUAUAUCUGUAUCUGUUUCUAUAUCUGUGUCUGUAUCUGUUUCUAUAUCUGUAUCUGUAUCUGUUUCUAUAUCUGUAUCUGUAUCUGUUUCUAUAUCUAUAUCUGUAUCUGUAUCUCUAUCUGUUUCUAUGUCUGUGUCUGUAUCUGUUCUAUAUCUGUGUCUGUAUCUGUUUCUAUAUCUGUAUCUGUAUCUGUUUCUAUAUCUGUGUCUGUAUCUCUAUCUGUUUCUAUGUCUGUAUCUAUGUCUGUAUCUGUUUCUAUAUCUGUGUCUGUAUCUGUUCUCUAUCUGUUUCUAUAUCUGUGUCUGUAUCUGUUUCUAUAUCUGUAUCUGUAUCUGUUUCUAUAUCUGUGUCUGUAUCUGUUUCUAUAUCUGUAUCUGUAUCUGUUCUAUAUCUGUGUCUGUAUCUGUAUCUGUGUCUGUAUCUGUGUCUGUAUCUGUGUCUAUCUCUCUGUAUCUGUAUCUGUUUCUAUAUCUGUGUCUGUGUCUGUGUCUGUUUCUAUAUCUGUGUCUGUGUCUGUAUCUGUAUCUGUUUCUAUAUCUGUGUCUGUCUGUAUCUGUAUCUGUUUCUAUAUCUGUUUCUAUCUGUUUCUAUAUCUGUGUCUGUAUCUGUAUCUGUAUCUGUGUCUAUCUCUCUGUAUCUGUAUCUGUUUCUAUGUAUGUGUCUGUGUCUGUAUCUGUGUCUGUAUCUAUGUCUGUAUCUGUGUCUGUAUCUGUGUCUGUAUCUGUGUCUAUCUGUGUCUGUGUUCUGUUUGUGAUGUGAGGCUUGUAUCCUUUGCUUUGUUGUAUUGGCUCUGAGAAAUGGAUGGCUUUGGUUUGGUGCCCACCUCUUCCAUCUCUUUCAGGCUGCUACCCCCGCUCGCUCUGACUACGCUGGCAGGAGCACAGCAAUCAGCAGGGGAGUGUGUGUGUGUGUACGUGCUUGUUUGAGUGAGAGUCUGUUAGAGUGUGAGAAAAGGAGUAUGUGAGAGAGUGUGUGUCUGUCUGUCAGUACGUCCUUUAUGCCUGUAUGGCUGUUCCUUUGUCCCACCAUCAUCCACCACGUCUCUUAUAUUCAGCCACCAAAUCCCCCCUUAGUCUGUGUGGACAAACAUUUGGGCUAGUGUCAUGUUGUGAAGCUUGCCUGGAUUGACAAAAACAGACCCAAAAACAAACAAAAAUAUAUUUAUAUUUCUCUCCCCUGCUUUGGUGAGCCAAGCACCUCAUUUCGAUUUGAAGCAGCACCAGGCGCAGGAAUUGAUUCCCAUGGAGCGAUUAGGACCAAUCAGGGCCUGGCUGAGCACCUUGAGGAAUCAUGAAGCUCAACAAGGACACUGUUUUAUUUUCUACGCUGUGGUGUGACAGGAGAGGGUUAUAGUUUGUUUUGUGUGUGUGUGUGUGCAUAUGAGCCUCUGUCUAUGAGUGUGUAGCCUAUGCGUACAGGGGUGUGUGUAUGCCUGUGUGUUGUUGGAGGUGGGGGACUGAUAGAAAUCAAUGUUAGCCCAAUGGGAGUCCAGACAGCCCGAUAGUCAAUACUGUCAGUAAUGUGAGGGGCCGUGGAGACCCGUCUUCAAACACACCUUCAAUUGGACACAUUAACUCAGUAUGGCUGAUUUUAAUCCUGGCUCUACACACACACACAGACACACAACACACACACACACAGACACACACACAGACAUACUGACACACACACACGUUUUAAAUUGUUCAUUGUUCAUUCCCCCUCUGUCCUCUUUUUCUUAGUUCCUUUCUCCCUCUUCUACUAUCCCUGUUUCUCUCUCUCUCUCUCUCUCUCUCUCUCUCUCUCUCUCUCUCUCUCUCUCCUCUCCUCUCUCUCUCUCCUCUCUCUCUCUCCACUCUCUCUCUCCUCUCUCAUCGUCUCUUCCUCCUCUCUCUCUCUCUCUCUCUCUCUCUCUCUCUCCUCUCAUCCUCUCUCUUGGCCUUACCUUGGACUUAUAGAUCUAUGCUACUGAUCCCUCACUGUAACUCCGUAGCCAAGCCAAACUGAUUUCUCUGUGUGUCUCUAUUCCCCAAAGCAGCCCAAUCUGAUUUCCCCCUUAAUACCAUGAGCGGCAUGUGCAUAAGUUGCUAUCAAAUUAAACUCAUCUGAAUGCAAAGCAGACAAGGAAACAAUCUGAUGAGGAGGAAGAAAGCAGGCAUCUUGUCCCAUACUGUCUGAGCUUUAAACUCCCCUCCCCAGCAGUCCUCCAUGUAUUUACAUAUUCCCUCCCUACCAGGAUGCCAUGCUGCCGCGGAGCUCAAGGUCAAAUGCACAUAACUUAUAUUCUUUAAUAAGAGAGGCUGACUGGUGCCAUAAAGGAGAAGAGGAUGUAUCUCUCUCUCUCUCUCUUUUUUGUCCCUCUCUAUCUCAAUUCUUUAUUUCUUUCUCUUUUAUAAAUUAGGCUAAUUGAUACAGUUGGGGGGCUGCUUUUAUAAAUCUGUGUGUGGUGAAUAUAUUGACAUCAGAUUGGAGCUGUUUUUAUAGAAUAAAUGAAUGAGAGAAAGAGGGUGAGAAAGAGAGAGACAGAAAGCUCCUUGGCUGAUGUGUGCCUGCGUGUAUUUGUGUCCCAGGCCUGUGACUCCUAGCACCUUGGUAGGGCAGUAAAAACUGUCCUCAUCAUCCAUGGAUUUACAACCUCCAUAAACUCUUCUACUCUUCUCUCUCGUUUUCCCUCUAUCCCUCUCUCCCCCAUCCCCUCACAAGAGAUGGAAGCAAAUUACAGAGUUGGAUGAAAUCCUGAGGAAGACUAAACUUGUCCCUCCCUCCUCUUCCAUCCCUUUAUCCCUCCCACACACACACACCACAGUGGAGGCUUUAUGUUGUGUUGCUCCGCCCUGAUGAAUGAUUGAGGAGAUGGACCAGUCUCAUUUAUCACCACUAGAACUAAGGACUAGUCCGUCUAUAGCAAGUCUAUAGCCGGUACAUGCAGGGGCUCUUUAUCUACUGUGUGUGUGUCGUAUGCAGUAAAUACUGCAUAGUGGUCAUUUGACUACACACUUGUCAAAUCAUGGUCAUAAACUUUGGUUACAGUAGCUGUAGCCUUUGCAGGCCAAGUCGUGUGUGUGUGUGUGAGUGAGUGAGAGAGCGCUUGUGUGUGCAUCAUACUGUGGUGUAUAUAAGAGUGUUUGUGUUUUUUUCUCACUGAAGUGUGUAUUCAUGCAAGUGUGUCCUGUGAACUAACUCUUCCCCCCCUCUCUCUCUUUCUCGGUCUCUCUCUCUCUGUCUCGCUCUGCUGCAGUGUCCUGUGGGAGCCCAUGGGAGAUGGGAAGCGUGUGAUCUCUCUGGCUGAUAACCACGCUCUGCUCUGGGACCUGACGGAGAGCUCUACCCAGGCCACGGUGAGACACGCACUCGCCCUCACACCACAAUACAUCUUCCCAUACCCUCUCCUAUAACAGAACUGUCCAGGGGUGUGCUCUGCUCGCCUCACCGAGAUCACAUGAUUCCUUACUGAAACACACCCUGUAUCUGGGCUAGCUUCAGUGGCUCCGCUAGGUGUUCUUCCUUACUGAAACACACCCUGUAUCUGGGCUAGCUUCAGUGGCUCCGCUAGGUGUUCUUCCUUACUGAAACACACCCUGUAUCUGGGCUAGCUUCAGUGGCUCCGCUAGGUGUUCUUCCUUACUGAAACACACCCUGUAUCUGGGCUAGCUUCAGUGGCUCCGCUAGGUGUUUCUUCCUUACUGAAACACACCCUGUAUCUGGGCUAGCUUCAGUGGCUCCGCUAGGUGUUCUUCCUUACUGAAACACACCCUGUAUCUGGGCUAGCUUCAGUGGCUCCGCUAGGUGUUCUUCCUUACUGAAACACACCCUGUAUCUGGGCUAGCUUCAGUGGCUCCGCUAGGUGUUCUUCCUUACUGAAACACACCCUGUAUCUGGGAUAGCUUCAGUGGCUCCGCUAGGUGUUCUUCCUUCUGAAACACACCCUGUAUCUGGGCUAGCUUCAGUGGCUCCGCUAGUGUUCUUCCUUACGAACAACCUUAUCUGGGCUAGCUUCAGUGGCUCCGCAGGUUUCUCCUUACGAACACACCCUGUAUCUGGGCUAAGCUUCAGUGGCUCCCUAGGUGUUCUUCCUUACUGAAACACACCCUGUAUCUGGGAUAGCUUCAGUGGCUCCGCUAGGUGUUCUUCCUUACUGAAACACACCCUGUAUCUGGGAUAGCUUCAGUGGCUCCGCUAGGUGUUGUUCUGCCUUUCAGAGCUGGUUCACUGGUUCCCCAACAAUCUUCUUUUGUGAUCCACCUCAAAUAGUUAAAGGUAGACUCCAGCGAGAUGACGUUGCAUGCAGGAAAGUAAACACAAUAUCGGCUCAUUUUCCGCAACAACUAAGAGCGUUGAAGCGCAAGGCUAAACUUCUCAGCUGUUUUGGUCCGUAGCUACCAGGUUGUAGCAGCGUGAAGCGCAACCGUGCACAUGCGCAGAUACAGCACUCUGUUUGACUGUGUGAGAGCAAACUCUUGAAUCACGCCCAUCUCAGUGUCUGCUGUGCUGCUCGUUGCAACGCCAUCUCGCUGAGUUUCCCUUUUUAAGUGCUUCUUGUGUCAAGUAAAAAUGUACUGUUUUAACCACAGCCCUGUCCCAACCCCCAUGCAAGCUAGUUUUAUUUUGAACUUUACCUAUUAAAAGUUAAAUGUCUAAAGUACUAUUUGUUGUCACACAGUUGGCCUACUCAGGACUAGUUUGUGGUCAUACUCUUUAGUAGAAACUCUUUCCUCUGACAGUUAAGUGCCAUCCACACCACAUUGUAAUUUACUGUUCUGUUCCUCUGAUUCUCCACUCCACUGCUUCUGUAAUUAAAACAUCCAUAGUUCUAUUGUGGAGAUGAAGUGUGUGUACUCUCUGUACUGUGUAGGCUGGUCACUUAAUGUUCUAUUAGCAGCUAGCUGCCUGGAUGCAGCAGGGAGGUGCUUCAUGGAUAAUUGGCUUAAGUCAUUAGUAGGCCAAAUUCAUGUUCUCAUACAGAGAUCUGCACAGGCCAGCCAGGUCACAGGGCAGCCAGGUCACAGGCCAGCCAGGUCACAGGCCCAACAGGACACAACCCAGGACUUGACAUUUCUCUCUGUCACGCCUGAUUCCACUCCCCCUCGAGCGCCAGGCUGCCCAUCAUUACGCACACCUGUCACCAUCGUUACGUGCAUCAGUGCUCAUUGGACUAACCUGGACUCCUUCCCUUUGUUAAUGACCUCCCCUAUAUCUGUCUGUUCCGCUGUUUGACCCCUGUGUCAGCAUUGAUGUUUCGUUUCCCCUGUCCAGAUGCUGUCCGUGUUUUGUUCCUGUCUGUUUUUUCCAUUAAAUGUUCACUCCCUGUACUUGCUUCCUGUCUCCCAGCGUCUGUCCUCACACUCUCUCUCUGUGUCUGUGUGUGUGUGUGUCCGUCAUAAUGCAAACCUGUGAAGAAUCACUUGGUCAAGACACUGCAAUCAGACACACACAUUCUCUCCUACCCUGUUUGUGGAGGAGUCUCAGUGGAAGGCACUUUGUCCCCCCUGUGCAGUGACACUGAUGUCAGCCUGGGCUGCAGAGCAGCAGAGCUAUCAAGUGACACAGCCUGCCCUGGACAUGGUAGCCAUUAAAAAUGGAGGGAGAGAGAGGGAGGGGGGGAGGAGCCUGGCAGCCAAGACAGAUUCCUCCAGUGCUGUUGAGAAUGCUAAUCUUCUCCACUCUAUCCCUCUCAGCCACUCCCCCCUCCUCUCCUCCAUCCCUCCCUCCUUUCCCACAUCCCUUCCCUCCAUCAGAGGCUCUCAGGCUGAUGUGUUCAUCACAGGCCUGUCUGUUUGUCCAGCUGCACCAUGGAUGUGUCUGUCUCAGGGGUCCAGGGUGGAUUAAUGCUGUGUGUGUGUGUGUGUGCUCAAUUAAAGACACUGCUGGAAUUGAGUGAGAACAUCUCCUCCGGCUUACGGCACACCCACACACCUUAUUCAUUGCGACUGUACACACUCACGCUCCGACACAGUCGGUUCACACUCUCACUAAAUGCUUGACUAUUUGGCAGAUAGCAAUGUUUUAUCUAACGCCGCUUGCUAAAGGUAGGCGUCCUUCAGUUAUUUCUAUGCUGUCUCGUUAUGGCUGCUAAUAUGGUUAGCACUAACAUAGCUGGGAGCUAGGCAGGACACGAGGCUGUGGCUGUGCCAAUGUACUACGCAACAAUCAAAUUGAUUGAAUGUAUGGAUCUAUCUCUCUCCAUCUGUCUCUCUACCCCUCUCUUCAUCUCCUUCCCCUCUCGCUCCCUCUCCUUCCCCUGUCUUCUUACCCUGCCUCUCUUCCUGUCCUCCCCCUCUCCCUUCUCUUCCCUCUAUACCUGAAAUAAUGAGACGUUCCCCAGCAUGUGCAAUAAGGAGAGAGAGAGAGAGGAGAGAGAGCGAGAGAGCGAGAGAGCGAGAUAGCGGAGAGCGAGAGAGCGAGAGAGCGAGAGAUAGAGAGAAGAGAGCGAGGAGAGAGAGACACACCAUACACCAGAUAUGAGGAACACACAACACACACACAAUAAAUAAACCCCCCCACACAAAAACACAAAACCACAAAAAUAAACCACCCCACAAAAAAGAGAAAAAAACACCACCCCCAAAAAUAGAAAAAAAUACCCACACACACCCCAAAGAGAGAAGAAAACACACACACCCACACACACAAAGAGAAAAGGGGACAACACACCCACCACCACACAAAAGAGAAGAAAACCACACACCCCCCAACCCCACACCAAAGAAAGAAAACCCCACCCACCACCAAAACCCCAAAAGAAAAUUUUAAAGAGAGAGAGCCCCAAAACCACACACCCACACACACAAAAGGGGAAAAAAAGCCCACAACAAAACCCCAACACAAGAGAAAGAAAAACACACACCACACACACACACACACAGGAAAAGAGACAACCACACACAAACCAAAGAGAAAAAGAAAAGAAAACACACACCACACACACACCACAAAAAAAAACCCCCCACACACACACCCCCCACAAAAAGAGAAGAAACAAAACCCCACACCAACCCCCCACAGAAAAUUAGAGAGACAAACCCCACCACACACACAAAAAAAAGAUAGAGAUAAAACCACACACACACAACCCACACACAGAGAGAAGAAACCCAACACCCCCACCCACACACCACCAUAAAGAAAGACACCACCCCACACAACACACACACCCAGAGAGGGGAAAGACCCACACAAAAACCCCCCACACACCACCAGGGGGAAACACAAAACACACAACACAAACACCACCCCUAGAGAGAAAACAAAAAAACACACACACAAAAAACCACCCCCACAAACCCAAAAGAAGAAAAGCCACAACCACCCACACACCCACAAAAACACAGAAAGGCGAACCCACCCCCCAAAACCCAAAACACACACAAAAGAAAAGAGAGAGAACACACACACACACACACACACACCAGAGAGAGAGAGAAAACCCCCCCCAACACACCACACACAAAAGAGAAAAAGGGACAAAACCAAAACACACACACACCCACCACACAGAGAGAGAAAAAGACAAACCACACACCCACACACACACACAAGAGAGAAAGAGACCCCACACACAACCCCCCACACACACAAAGGGGAAGAGAGAGACAAAACACACACAAAAAACCCAAACACACACAGAGAGAGAGAAAGCCCCACCCACACAACACCCCCACAACACAAGAGAGAAAGGAAAACCCACACACAACCCCACACCCCCAAAACCCCCCCCCACAGAGAGAAGGAAAAAAAAAAAAAAAAAACACAAAACACAAAACCCACACACAAAGAGAGAGAGAUACACACCCCAACACACACACCCCAAAAAAAAAAAAAGAAAAGAGACACACACACACACACCAAGAAAGAGAGAGACAAAAACAACAAACAACCCAGAAAGAGGAACACCCCACCCCACACACAGAGAAGGGGAACACCCCCCACACAACCCCAAAGAAGAACCACCCACACACCACAGAGAAGAACACACACACACCCACCCACACACAGGGGAAUAAACACCCCCCAAACCCCAAAGAGAAUCCCAUACCCACACACACACACAUACCACUAACACACACCACAAAAUACACACAUAAAACCCCCCACACCCCAUACACCAACCCCACAUCCCACAACACACACACAUACAAAAACCCCCACACACACACAACACACACCCCACACACACACACACAAACCCCCCACACCCACAAAAGAACACACACAACCCCAGAAUAAAAACACCCCACACACCCCAAAGCACACACACACAAGAGAGAGACACACCCCAAAACCCACACAACAGAGAGGAGAAACACACCACCAAAACACACAAAGAAAGACACACCCAAAACACACCCACGGAGAUAGAAACACACACACAGAGAAGAGAGGACACACACACCCCCCCCACAGAGGAGAAAAGACACCACCCACCCACAAAAGGGGAGAUAAGGAAAACACCCACACCCACACACGAGUGAGAGAGAGACCCCACACACACACACACACACCAAGAGAAAAGACAACCCCCACAGAAAGAGAGAGACACCCACACACACACACCCACAAAUAGGGAAAACACACACACACCCACCCCCAGAAAGAGAGAGACACACCCCAAAACACACAGAAGAGGAGAGAGACAACCCACCCACCACACACAGAAAAAUAGAGAACACCCAAAACACACACACAGAGAGAGAGAGACACACACACACAAAGGGGAGAGAGACACCCCCACCCACACAACCCCCCCAAAAGAGAGAGAACAAACACACACACCCACCCACAAAAGAGAGAAACCAAAAACACACACAUAUAAAAGAGAAACCCCAACACACACAAAACAAAGGGGGAAGAAAAGACCACCCACAACACAGAAGAGAGAGAGAAACCCACACCCACCCCACCCAGAGAGAGAGAGGGGACACCCCCACACACCACAGGAAGAGAGACCACACCCCCAGAGAGAAGAAACACCACACACACACAAAACCACACAAAAAAGGGGAAAACCACCACCACACACCCCAGAAAAAGAAAGACAACACACCCACACCACCAGAGAGAAGAGAGCCAAACACACACAACAAUAGAGAGAAACCACACACCCACAAAUAGGAAGACCCAAACACACAAAGAUGGGGAGAUAACACACACACACAAACACCCCAAAAGGGGAAGAGAGAGACACACCCCACCAACCAAGAAUAGAUAGAACACACACACCACACAAAGAAGAGAAGAACCCACCCCACACAAAACACAAAACUUUAGAGACAAACCCCCACCCCCACACAGAGAGAGAGAAACACCCACAACCCACCCGGGAAGAGAGAAAAAAACCCCCAAAACACACAAAACAAAAGGGGAAGAGAGACACACAACAAAACCACCCCAGAAAGAGAGACAAAAACCAAAACACCACACAAAAAGAGAAGAGAACACACCAAAACCCCCCAAAGGAGGAGAGAGACCCAAACCCCCACACAACAAAAAGAAAGAGAGACCACACACCACACACAGAGAGAGAGAGAAAACACACCCACACACACCACAAGAGUAGAAAAACACAACACACCCCCAAAACACAAGAAGAAACCACACCCCCACACACACACACAGAGAGAGAACCCAAACACACACACACCCCCACCAAGAAGAGACCACCCACCAAAAAGGAACAUACACAUACAAAACACCCCACACACAUACACACACACCACAUACACACACAAAAACCAAAAUACAACACCCCACACACAUACCACACACCACACACAAAACCCCACACACAAGAAACACACACAAAAACACACACACAAAAAGGACACACACACAAAACACACAAAACACAAAAAACACAGGAAAGAGACCCACACAACCCCACACACAAGGAGAGAGAAAACACAACCAAAACCCCACACAGAAGAGAAACACACACCAAACACACCCCACAUAAGAGAGAGACCCACACACCCCACCCACAGAGAGAGAACACACACCACCCAGAGAAGACACCCACACCCACCCACAAAACACAUACUACACACACACCCACCCAUACCACAUAACAAAACACACACCAACAAACCCCACCCCCAAAACACACACCCACACACCCAAAAUCAAAACACAAAAUACCAAAACACACAAAGAACAAAACACCCCACACACACCCACACACAGAGAAACACACACACACAACACAACACACACACACCACAAAAGAGACAACACACCCCCCACCCACACAGAGAGAGAAAAACACACACACACACACAGAGGAGACCACAAAACACACCCCCCAGGGGACCACACCCCACACCACAGAGAAAGACCCACAACACACCCAACAAAACCCAAAAGGGAAGAACACACACACAACCCACCCAGAAUAGAGACACCAAAACCACACACCCACAGAGAGGGGAGACAACACACACACCCACACACCCCAGAGAAAACACACCCACACACAACAAGAGAGAGAGACCCACACACACACCAAAAUAGAGAACCCACACCCACCCACACCCCAAAGAGAGAGAAAACACACACCCAACACACCACGGGAAAAGAGGAGAAAACACACACAACACACACAACACCACCCACACCCACACACCACCCCCAGAGGAGAGACACACCACAUAAAAGACCCCCACAAAAACACACACACACACACACACACAGAGAGACCACCACACACCAGAGAGAGACACACACACACCACACACACACCAGAGAGACACACACACACACACACACACACACACACACACACAGAGAGAGAGAGAGAGACACACACACACACACAGAGAGAGAGACAGACACACACAGACACACAGAGAUGCAGAUGUAUGAAAUGAGUCAGUACAGACUCAGAGGGUCCAUCAACUGGUGAUUCAUGAGUAACAGUAUAUAGAUAUUCACAAUGGAAACAAUAUCCUUCAAGAGUCAUUGAACCUGUCAUUGACUGCUGUGUGAAGGAGGGUGAGAUCAGCUAUACACUAGGGAAGGCCUGUCUAAACAGAUCCAUCAAUAUAUUAACUCUUAGCCUUCCUCGCCAUACUCAAUGAUUGACGUGUGUGUUCAGGUGUAGUAAUCGUUAACCCUUUCCCCUCCAGAUUUCCAGCAGUGCCACCCUAGAGGGUAAAGGUCAACUGAAAUUCACGGCUGGGAAGUGGAGUCCGCAUCACAACUGUACCCAGCUGGCCACAGCCAACGACACAGCAAUCAGAGGCUGGGACCUCCGCACCAUGAGGUAAGACUGACAUACUAACCAUAUUCAGCCAUUAUGUUCUAUACAACUACUUGUUUAUAGUUCAGUAGUACUGAACUAUUUAGUAUGAUAACUAUAACUUUAGUCAUUAGUAUUAGAAACCAAUGAGUUCUACCUCCCGAGUGGCACAGUGGUCUAAGGCACUGCACCAGAGAUCCUGGUUCGAUUCCAGACUCUGUCGUAGCCGGCCGCGACCGGGAGACCCAUGGGGCGGCGCACAAUUGGCCCAGCUUCGUCCAGGGUAGGGGAGGGAAUGGCCGGCAGGGAUGUAGCUCAGUUGGUUUGCAACGCCAGGGUUGUGGGUUCGAUUCCCAUGGGGGGCCAGUAUGAAAAAUAUAUAACUAUAUAUAAAAAAUAAUGAUGUAUGCACUCACUAACUGUAAGUCUCUCUGGAUAAGAGCGUCUGCUAAAAUGACUAAAAUGUAAAUGUAGUAUUAAAUGUGGUCCUUAUUGGGUGGUAAUACGAUAUGGGUCUCUGACUACCCCCAACACUAAGGCUCAAUGCCUACCAUACCCCACCCAAAAUGGACAGACCAAAGAUAAGUAACAGAAUACCUCAUCUGGAUGAGUCGAUAGGCUAUUACCACAACACUGAUUCCACCUAUCCACCCACUACCAACAUUGACCUUAAAGCCACAUUGAUAUUCCCACAUUAUCUGCUAUACCCCCACUAUACACUCAGUAUCAUUACACAGAGAGAUGGAGUGAGGGAGGUCAAGUUAUGUGUGGGCUCUGCUAGAGGAAUAAUAAUCACCUCUCUAUUGAUUGCUCCGAUAACACCAAAGCACUGGAGAGAAAUUGAGAGAGAGAGGGAUGGAGAGGGAGAGCAAGAAUGAGGGUUAGAGAGUAUAUUUGAAAACUACAGGAGAGUGAGUGCAGUUUGUCUGAGGGGUGUGUGUGAGAGCUGAGUGUGUGUGUGAGGGGUGUGUGUGUGUGUGAGGGGUGUGUGUGUGUGUGUGUGUGAGGGGGGUGUGUGUGUGUGUGUGAGGGGUGUGUGUGUGUGUGUGAGGGGUGUGUGUGUGUGUGUGUGAGGGGUGUGUGUGUGUGUGUGUGUGAGGGGUGUGUGUGUGUGUGUGUGUGAGAGGGGUGUGUGUGAGGGGUGUGUGUGUGUGUGUGUGUGUGAGAGGUGUGUGAAGGGGUGUGUGAGGGGUGUGUGUGUGUGUGUGAGGGGUGUGUGUGUGUGUGUGUGUGAGUGGUGUGUGUGUGAGAGCUGAGUGUGUGUCUGUUUUUGUGUGACUGCAUGUGUGUGUGUGACUGUCCAGUUGGUGCAGCAGCUGUGUGAUGGCAGCCUGCGAGCACGGUCCAGUGGCUCUUCAGACAUCCUCUUUGGUGUGUGUCUGCUCUGGCUCGUCACACUGUGUGCCAGCCCAAACCGGCCUGCCCCACUCUGCUCCGCUCAGGGACACUGGAGGAGAACACUGUCUACUGCUCUCUCCAGAGACUUAA